Messenger RNA from Aspergillus heteromorphus CBS 117.55, 1373 nucleotides. RefSeq names its product transcription factor TFIIE subunit TFA2. The record is from RefSeq and is a predicted model, not a curated record. The transcript has a single exon. Lineage: Eukaryota; Fungi; Ascomycota; Eurotiomycetes; Eurotiales; Aspergillaceae. Gene Ontology annotation, biological process: transcription initiation at RNA polymerase II promoter. Gene Ontology annotation, cellular component: transcription factor TFIIE complex. The coding region runs from base 265 to 1170 and encodes 301 amino acids.
UCUCACUUACCCACCACCCACUCGUUGGUCGCUCACUCUCUCGGUGGCUUCAAAUACAGAACCCAUCCUCGACCCCGACCCCCUCGCUUCCCCGUCUCAUAUGAUAAAACACGAUCUUUAACAGAGCUCCUUUGUGCUCUUACAAAGCGAGGCCUCGCCUCCUCGCUCUGUCUCCUGGCCUCGGGCCCGACCUCACUCUCGCCGUCUCCCUCCCCAUCUCAGCCCGAUCACAUCCCCGGCAACCGGCAACCGGCAACCGGCAAAAUGUCACACCUUCAAGCCCAGCUCAAGAAUUUCAGCGCCAGCGUAGUCGACUACGCGGCGCGGAUGCCCCAACAACGCCGCUUCGUGAACAGCAACAACGCCAACACCAACACGUCCGGCAGCAGCUCUCAGCUCCCAUCGUCGACCUCGACCCCAACACCCGGCGGCAGCACACUUGACGAAGCAAAGCGCAAACGCCACGAUGCGGACAUCGUAUACUCGCAGCCGGCCAACACAGGCACGGGAAAGGAUAUCAUGACGCAGGUGGUAUUCGCGAUCGAGCACAUGAAAUCCAAGGGCACUCCGCUCCGAUUUUCCGACAUCGUCAGCUACCUGUCCCUGCAACACCGAGCAAAUGACCAAGGCUACAUCCAAGCGCUGCGGAGCAUCCUACAAGUGCACGAGAAAGUGCAAUACGACCCUAGCGGAGCCAACGGCGAAGGCACAUUCGGGUUCCGUCCCCCGCACAACAUCCGCACCGCCGAACAGCUGCUCCAGAAACUGCAGGCGCAGACCACAGGUGCGGGCAUGAGCGUGCGUGAGCUGCGCGAGGGCUGGCCUAACGUCGAGGAUACGAUCAAUACGCUGGAGAAGGAGGGGAAGCUCCUCGUCACCCGGAACAAGAAGGAUGAUCACGCCAAGAUGGUCUGGGCGAAUGAUCCCUCGCUCAUCCAGGUCUUCGAUGAGGAGUUCCGCACUAUUUGGGAGAAGGUGCGCGUGCCCGACCAGCAGGCUGUCAAGGAGGAGCUGGAUAAGGCGGGUAUUCUGCCCACCAGCAAGAAUAAGGUCGUCAAGCAGAGGCCCAAGAUCGAGCAUAAGAAGGUCAAGAAGGCCAGACGCAGUGGGAAGACUACCAAUACCCAUAUGAUGGGUGUUUUGAGAGAUUAUUCGCAUUUGAAACGGUAGUAUGCGGUUUCUUAAAAGUGUUUCGGCUUUUCUUUUUUUUUCUCUUAAGAAAAUUGUCCUGGGAUUGCAUUUCUGGCGUUAGGGAAUUAGAUGGUGGUGCCUCCUUCUUUUCCUUUUGUUUUGUUCUCAUGGAAGACUGGGAAUGGCUGCUGUGCUUCUCUUUCCUUUCCUUUUCUUUCUUUUCCUUUUUUUUUUUUUUUUUU